AUGGACCCAUUAGUUGAAAACUUGUUGAAAACUUCUCUGGAUGACGAAGAUCCAACAAGGUCACCGCAUCUUUCAGACCAUUCAGACAUUUCCGAUGACGAUUCUUCCAAGAUAGAUAACGACUUUGAUGAUUCUUCUAAAUCUUUCUCCUUGUUGCAACAUGGUGGUCGACAAACAGGUCCAAAAGGAGUUUUGGCUGAUCAUGAAUAUCAUAAACAAUAUACAAAACAACAAAAGGCUGCUUCAAUAGCUGCAUAUAAUGAACGCAUGUCGUCAAAAGCUUUAACAACUACAACAUAUCGUGAAGAUGAAUUAAAUAAAUCACUAGAGGAAGAUUUAAAAGAUUUAGAAAAUAUUAGUUCUGAUGAAGAAGAAAAAGAAGCACUAAAAAAGUACCGAGAGCAAAGAUUAAGAGAAAUUAAGGAAAAUCAAAAGUUAAAUAGAAAAAGAUAUGGAGCUCUAAGAGAAAUAUCUUCAAAUCAAUAUGUUAAGGCUAUAGACGAUGAGGCACCGGACGUUUGUGUAAUCAUACAUUUAUAUGAAAAUUCGAUUCCCCAAUGUAAACUCUUAAAUGAAUGUUUGACUCGUCUAGCUAGAAAAUUUGUCCAUUCAAAAUUCCUACGAAUUCUGGCUCAUGAUUUAGAUUUUGAUCCAAUUGGUCUUCCAGCUUUAUUAGUUUAUAAAAAUGGAAAACUAAUUGCAAACCUAGUCAAGAUUACUGACGAAAUUGGUGAAGUUAAUUUUAAUUCUGAUAAUAUUGAAGAAAUUUUAUUAAGGCAUGGUGCAUUGAAUGUAACUGAAAGUAUCGGCGAAUAA
Messenger RNA from Dentiscutata erythropus, 816 nucleotides. The record is from the annotation of a GenBank genome assembly. NCBI's taxonomy places the organism in Eukaryota, Fungi, Glomeromycota, Glomeromycetes, Diversisporales, Gigasporaceae.